GAGCUGAAACUUGAACACAACCAGCUGGCUGCCUUCAUUGCCAUGCUGAGGGAUGUGCUCAAAGGAAAGACAGUCAACAAAGACAACUUUGUCAGGACCCUUUGUGCUUCAACUUUGCAGAAUGUAAGAAAAUGUUGACAAACCUACUGAGACAUAAAUGUCUUUAAAUGUGAAAGUAAAACAUGUAUAAGGGGACAUAAUUUACUUAGGGGUCGUUUGCAAAUUACAUCACACUCAAAAUGACCUUUUCAGACCCCCCUCCCCUCGUCAUAAAGUAUCAGAAAUUCUUUACCCCCACUUUGUGUAACGUAACACCUAAAAAAAUCCAAAACAAGCAUAAAAUUUCAUAACUAAACUAAGAUUUUAUUUUAUUCGUUAACAUUUUCUCAUAAGGGAUUAAGAUGCAUUAUUAUUAAAAAACUGUGAAGUAAAAUGCAAAACAACAAAGUCAUCACCGAGCCAAAAGUAAAAUGGCGAUAUCAUCAGUUAAUGCGUCAUUUUUUGGGCCUAUAAUACCAGAGGCAAUUUCGACAUAGAAAAUGAAUGUUUUUAAAAUUAAUUGAAUAAAGAGUUUUUAAAAUUAGAACAUUUUAGAUUGUUUUACUUUCUUUAUUUUGUGACGCCAUAAAUUUUUUACCCCCCUCCCCUGUCCCAAGUGUCACAAAUUCCCCCCCCCCCCACCCCCAAAUGUGAUGUAAUCUGUGAACGACCCCUUACCCUUUUAAGAUUAAAGUUAUAGACUCAAAUUUUGAAUUAUGUUUUUCAACUCCAACCUAAAUCCCUAGAUUAAAUUGACCCAAUCAUGUUUGAGUGUCACUACUGUCACUACUGUCAGGUUCAUCGUGACAUCGUGAUGUCAAUCUAGUACCUGAUAGAGGAUUGUGACGACACACCCAGUGUGAAGUCAACACUUCUGCAACACAUCUACCACUACAUCCUGUUUGACUUCUCACUGUGA
Messenger RNA from Lymnaea stagnalis (great pond snail), 958 nucleotides. The record is from the annotation of a GenBank genome assembly. NCBI's taxonomy places the organism in Eukaryota, Metazoa, Mollusca, Gastropoda, Lymnaeidae.